Molecule: messenger RNA, 3958 nt
Organism: Amphiprion ocellaris (clown anemonefish)
Lineage: Eukaryota; Metazoa; Chordata; Actinopteri; Pomacentridae
Product: voltage-dependent calcium channel beta subunit-associated regulatory protein
Exons: 11
Coding region: 444-3488 (1014 amino acids)
Biological process (GO): negative regulation of voltage-gated calcium channel activity; negative regulation of calcium ion-dependent exocytosis
Cellular component (GO): plasma membrane; secretory granule
Molecular function (GO): transmembrane transporter binding
Source: RefSeq, a predicted model, not a curated record
UGUGAAUGAGGGCCGGGCUUCCUCCUCCAUCUCACAUCACCACCACCACCACCACCACCAUCAUCAUCAUCAUCAUCAUCAUCAUCAUCGGUGGGGGUCACGUGGUGCGUCGGGAGCGGGCGGUGGGUGUGUCUAAUCGCGUGUGGUUUCAUUCAUAACUACAGUCUUCAUUUGAAGCCCAAAUUAAAGUAUGCAGACGGGGCAGGCUGCCUGCGGAGCGCUUCAAACGGAGUCUACAGCCGGGCUGAGAGCAGAGACAUGGGACAGCCGUGAUCGGCGGGUUUUCGGAGCAGAGGGGAAGAUGCUGCUGAUGCUGAUGCUGAUGCUGAGGCUGAGGCUGAGCGCCGCCGGCUGCAGCGCAUCUCUGUAGCGAGUCUGCACCGAGCGGAGGGACGCUCCAUCCACAGCCCGUAUAGACCGGUUCGAUCACACCGACCUGGACCAUGAGCAAUGAUCUGCCUGUUCUGACAAGUCUGACUGAGAACUCCACUGAUGUGCCAGUGUCGGCCGGCCAGGUGGAGAACUAUGUGCUGCUGUUGGUGCUACUGAGCGUCUUCGCCGGCGGGACGCUGGUCCUGCUCUCCCUGCUGCUGCUCUUCUGUCACCGCUGCUGUAUGGGUGGACGGCGCUACUCCAGAGCCAGCGAUGACCCUGAGAAGACAAACACUACUUACGCUGAGGACUCUCAGCCCACGCAAGAAAUCACCAUUCGUCUGGAUGAAUCAGACGCACUCUCAGCAUCCAGCUGUCACGAUGGAGAGUCAGAGCGAUUUGUCUCCACGGGAUCGACUGGACGCAGAGUCUCCUUCAAUGAAUCUGCACUUUACGAACAGGAGAAGACGACUCAGGACAAAGGACGCAGGUACACUCUGACUGAAGGAGACUUCCACCACCUGAAGAAGGCCCGGCUGACCCACCUCCACCUGCCUCCAGCCCCCUGUGACCUGAAGAUCCUCACCAUCAUGGAGUGCGACUCAACGGAGAGCAGCACCAUCAACAUCAGUGAGACUUCAGCUCCUAAACUGCCCCUCUCCAUCUACCAGCCCACAGAGAGGAGAGUCCCUGACUGGAUGGGUCAGAGCCUCAGUGGAGGUCUACCAGGAGACCCCCACCACUCCAUCAUUCUGGACCAGGGACCCAGGCAGCAACCUCCUACCAUGAAACCACAGCACACACGCUCCCAGACAAUGGAGGCUAUCGGGGACAGGGGGGAGGCUGAGAGCGAAAGGGGGCAGAGAAGAGAGUCGACUCCGGCUCCAGGCCAGACUUCAGUUCUACAUUUCUUCUCCAAGUUGCGGCGCCACGCCAGUCUGGAGGGAGCAGGGCCUUACUUUAGGAGGUGGAAGUUCGACACCAGUCACCGGGCUGCCAGUCUGGAUGCCAAAGGAUCCCCCAAGAGAAGGCCCUUUCAGAGACAGAGAGCCGCAAGUGAAACUACUGAUCACACAGAAGAUGACUCUUCUCCUCUCCGAGAUGAGGCCAUUGAAUCUUUCCCACACACUCCCAUCCAGACCAGUGGCCUCCAGUCGCUCUCUGCGGACUCUCUGACUCUUCCCACAUCUGCACCAACAUCUUCAGUCUUCCUCAGCAGGUUAAAACUGGAGGCCAUGGUGGAGGUAGGUAGCAGCAGCACCAGGAGAGAGGAACUCUGUUUGCCAUCAGACAGGUGUCUGGCCCAGAGGCAAGAGGAAGCUACAGUUAAUGGAACAGAAGAGGAGAAAGAAACGAUGUUGGGUGGAGCUAUAAGAUCAAAAGCAGGAGACGAGCUACAAUCAGCAGAAGAUGACGACUUGUUCGGGAUACAACAAAAAGCGGCCAUUCAGGAAAGGUUUGAAGACAUGUUAAAGAAAAGUAAAGACACAAAAGCAGACAGUGGGAUGACAGAUGUGGGGAAAAAGAAAGAGGUGGAGAUAGAUGAUGGAGAUGAGGUGGUGUUGGGAGCUGAGGCCAGACGAAGGACUGACUCAGGCUCAUCUUUUUCCUUCAUGAUUCGCCAGGAGAGCUUGGAGGCCCCUCCUUCCCUAUACAAAGACAUUUGGAGCUUGCGAGCCUCUCUGGAACAAUACGCCUCCUCAGACCAGAGCAGCACAGAUCGGGAGUCCAUCCGCAGUGACGCCGACAGCAUCUCAUCCCUCGGUGGUGCAGGAGCUCGAUCAGGUCUGGACAGCUGCUUGUCCCAAGACCUGGACGAUGAGCCUGAGGGAGAAGGGGAGGGAGAAGUGAUGGAUGGAGGAACCAGAGGGGCAUCAGGUGUAGACAGUGAGAUGGGGAGUGGAGCAGGGGGAGAGGUUGAGGGGGGAAACAGGAAGCUCCUCCAAAUGGACAGCGGCUAUGCCUCAAUAGAAGCACCGUCCAGGGCCCCUGACGAGAUGCGACUGUUCGGGACUCCUGGAGCCCCUCGAGGGAAGACAGCAUCUGAGAGAAGGUUGUUUUUCACAAGCUCUGGAAGAAAAGGCUCAGUGUGCGAGAGCAUCGAGGCCCGGCAGUUUCAGGAGGAGCUGGAGGAAGAGAUGGCGGACGGCAUGGACAGAGAUGGGAAACUCAAGGAGGAAUCUCAGACUGGCAGCCAGUCUCUCACCCUUCAGGAACCAUAUCAGCUUAUGAAGUCCCUUCAUCCUCAGAAGUCUCCAGAAUCACAGACACAGCUGAUGUCUCCACUGGUGAAGCCAAUCUCACAGCCCUCGAGUCCCCACCGACCUCGUCUCCGCCGCCGUGACUACAGCAUCGAUGAGAAGACAGAUGCCCUUUUUAACGAGUUCCUUCGUCACGACCCACGGUUUGACCAGCAGGACUCUCCGUUACGCUCCAGGCACCGAUCCAGAGUUCACCUCCGGAAACAGUGGCAAAGACAUAAGCAAUACAGUGACCCAGGGUCCAGCACCGGGGGAAGGUACUCCCCAUCUUUGGAGAGGCAGCGGUUCACUCCUCUUAGGAGGGGAGACAGCGCCGGCUACCCUCUGGACACCAGAUAUCACAGCACCCUCUCACGCAUCGCAAGUGCUGCCGAUGAAGAAGCCAGCGAGGUUGCAGCUUCUGAGGAGGCAGCCAAAGAGAGAGCAGAGGGCAAAGAUCAAUCAAGUGAAGGAGCUGCGGGAGACUCUGCCGGUGGAGCGGCCAGCAAAACAUCCGAAGCAAACGACACAACAAAAAGCAGCUCUGACUGUGCGCCGUCGACUGGUGAGACCGAAGGCUGCCAAAUCUCUACAAACAAGGACUCAGAAAGCACAAGCAGCCAGCCUGUGGGCACGGCGACUGCACAAACGAGCUACAUGGAUCCAAGAGUCGACAACAGGAACAACAACAGCAGUCAGGCCAUUUUAUCCGAGGUUUCGCUGCAGGCAGAGAGCAGUCUGACAGACAAGCUGGUGGUGUCGGUGGAGGAGAGGCUUUACAGCGGCCUGCGGAGUGCAGAGAAGCUCAGCCAGGGAGGAUCAGAGCGUGUGCUGACUGUGUCUCACACAGCCUCACCUGGAUUCAGCCCCAUUUAGUCUGUUAACAUCCUCUUCAUCACUUUAUUUCAGAUCUAUUGUCUGUAGACCAAACGUCUGAACACAAAGGUCCACAGCAUCUCAUGUGUUAGAUACUCUGUCAGUUUCUGCAUCUUGUAAAGGACAGAACUACCUUCUCGAUGGCCAGUCUAUUCAAGCAUCUCCACUCAGACCUUAACUGCCACUGUGAUGCCAUGUGACAUGUGAUGCCCCUUUCUAUUGGUUAUCAUUCUUCAAAAUCAAACGCACCCAUCGCAGAGCUUAGAAAAUAUAGACCCAUGAUUAGAAAAUUUCAAUAUUUUCAGACUUAACUGUGAAUUGUUAGCAUGCUACUGUAGGUCAAAACAAUGUGUAUGUGAAUACUGUACAGUUUUAAGUCUAAAACAAAAAGCACUUUGGCGGAAAGAAAGUUAAUGAUGGUGUUUGUCACCCAUUUCUCUCAUUUUAAAACCAUAUCUUCCUCAAGUGUC